UGUUUUGGGACUUAGACAAUACUCUGCCAUUGUUACACUGAGAACAGCUCAUCUUCUUCGUCGUUUGUACGCGUGUAAGGUUUCUCGCCUCCCGCUUUGCGCAAAACUGCACGUCUCUGUGCCGCUUCAUCCUCGUUCUUUUUGGCUAAAUCUUGGGUUUCCACCUCCAUUUCUAGCCCCAUAUUGGUAUUACCGAGAGGCUGCGGAUAGCCGCGCCAUUUGGAGGAUAUUCGACGAGGCGUUUGCCUCACGAAAUUGAAGAGGACGAAGGGGAAUUGGAUAAUUUUGAUAGUAUAUAAAAGGACGAGCCUGUUUGUUUUGGGAUAAGCGGAUUGAUUUAGGGUUAGAGAUUGUAACAUACAUAAUUGGAUAUUUGUGUUUCUGUGGGGGAGGCAGGAUCGGGGGAUGAGGAUGAGAGGCUUGGCGUACGGUGUGGAAGAGGAGGAGAUGGAAAAUGAGGUCAGAUUGGAGCGGGAGGGGAACGACGAAAACGAGAACGAGAAAUUGGUGGCUCAGAGGAGAUACGCCGCGGUGGCGGCCGGCGGUGGGUUUUCACCGCCGUCUCCGAUGAAAUCGGUUGUGGUCGGUUAUGCUCUUACGUCCAAAAAGGUUAAGAGCUUUUUGCAGCCCAAACUGGAAGGCUUAGCUAGGAAGAAGGGAAUUUUAUUUGUUGCUAUUGACCACAGUAAGCCCCUUGCCGAUCAAGGCCCUUUUGACAUUGUACUUCAUAAGUUAUCUGGAAAAGAAUGGCGGCGCAUACUUGAGGAAUAUAGGGAAACCCAUCCGAGUGUCACUGUUCUUGAUCCUCCUGAUGCCAUACAGCACUUGCACAACCGUCAGUCUAUGCUUCAGGCUGUUGCUGAUAUGAAUCUUUUUGAUUCCUAUGGACAAGUUAGUGUCCCAAAGCAAUUGGUUAUCAAGAAAGAUCCAUCGUCCAUAGCUGAUGCAGUGAACAAGGCUGCGCUGAAGCUACCUAUUGUGGCGAAGCCAUUGGUUGCAAAGUCACACGAGCUGUCACUUGCCUAUGAUGAGUUAUCUCUGCAGAAUCUCAACCCCCCUCUUGUUCUGCAGGAAUUCAUUAAUCAUGGAGGAGUACUCUUCAAAGUAUAUAUUGUCGGGGAAACUGUGAAAGUUGUCCGGAGAUUCUCCUUGCCUGAUGUUAAUAGGCUCGAACUUUCAAACAAUGCCGGCGUCUAUCACUUCCCCAGAGUAUCUUGCGCUGCUGCAUCUGCUGAUGAUGCAGAUUUAGAUCCUUGCGUUGCUGAGCUCCCUCCAAGACCUUUACUGGAGAGACUGGCUAGAGGACUACGCCAUCGCCUGGGCCUGAGGCUGUUCAACCUCGACAUAAUCCGCAAACAUGGAACUCGAGACAACUACUACGUGAUAGACAUUAACUACUUCCCAGGAUAUGGGAAAAUACCGGAAUAUGAACAUGUAUUCACGGACUUCCUAUUGAGCCUAGUACAGGGCAAAUAGAAAUUCAGAACGCCCUCUGAAAAGAGAGAUCGGUAGUAGAUCAUGUCGAAUGAGCUCGUGCUGUACGAGAGUUGUUCUUGUUGAUCUGAUCCGCGACGAAAAUAAUAAAAUGCAGCAGCCGGCAAGGAAUGCAGCAGAGGAUUGAUGGUCACAGCAUCACCACAAAUGUUUUUUUCGAUAUUAUUUUUGUGUUCGUGGUCGGAUCGAGGCCUUUUGUUGUUGAUUUUAUGACGACGACGACGACGAAUGUGAUGAUAGAUGGAUGGAUCGAACAUCAUGGAAUUCUACUCAGCUGCUGAAUGAAUCUGCUGCAGUUGCUCUUGCUGUUGCUGUGUGACAAUUAGUUGAAGGUAACAUUCUCUUCGUUGUUUCUUUGUAAAUCAUCCUUCCUUGGGGGAAAUUAAAUAAACUUAAUUUCUAAAUUCCUUUUUUGUGUUUU
This is a messenger RNA of Andrographis paniculata, 1915 nucleotides long. Its product is annotated as inositol-tetrakisphosphate 1-kinase 3. Gene Ontology annotation, cellular component: cytoplasm. NCBI's taxonomy places the organism in Eukaryota, Viridiplantae, Streptophyta, Magnoliopsida, Lamiales, Acanthaceae. The coding region runs from base 406 to 1476 and encodes 356 amino acids. The transcript is spliced from 10 exons. Gene Ontology annotation, molecular function: inositol-3,4,5,6-tetrakisphosphate 1-kinase activity; inositol-1,3,4-trisphosphate 6-kinase activity; inositol-1,3,4-trisphosphate 5-kinase activity. The record is from RefSeq and is a predicted model, not a curated record. Gene Ontology annotation, biological process: inositol trisphosphate metabolic process.